This is a messenger RNA of Nerophis lumbriciformis (worm pipefish), 2503 nucleotides long. RefSeq names its product ankyrin repeat and SOCS box containing 8 (gene asb8). The record is from RefSeq and is a predicted model, not a curated record. Gene Ontology annotation, molecular function: protein binding. Gene Ontology annotation, biological process: intracellular signal transduction. Lineage: Eukaryota; Metazoa; Chordata; Actinopteri; Syngnathiformes; Syngnathidae.
GAGGAAAUGGGCGUGGUUACGCGAUGACGUAGUGUUUUUGUGUCAAACCCGAGCAGCAAACGGCCGAGACCACAAGCUGUCAACGCCUCAAUUUGUACUCCACAAACGUGUCACCCCUGCAUGGGUGCCAUGGUCCUCAGUUACACAUGAGCUCUACUAUGUGGUACAUCAUGCAAAGCAUUCAAAGUAAAUACUCCUUGUCUGAACGGCUCAUCCGCACCAUCGCAGCCAUCCGCUCGUUUCCGCACGACAAUGUGGAGGAUCUCAUCCGUAAGGGUGCUGAUGUAAACCGGAUGCAUGGCACACUGAAGCCCUUACACUGUGCCUGCAUGGUUGCUGAUGCUGACUGUGUGGAGCUGCUGUUGGAGAAGGGAGCAGAGGUAAAUGCGUUGGACGGCUAUAACCGCACGGCACUCCACUACGCAGCAGAAAAAGAUGAGAGCUGUGUGGAGCUGCUGUUAGAGUACGGUGCUCAACCUGACGCACUGGACGGCAACAAGGACACUCCACUUCACUGGGCCGCCUUCAAAGAUAACCCGGAGUGUGUAAGAGCGCUGCUUGACAGCGGGGCUUACCCCAAUGCCAGGGACUACAACAACGACACGCCAUUGAGCUGGGCCGCCAUGAAAGGCAACCUGGAAAGUGUCAAAGUGCUAUUAGACUACGGAGCCCAGGUACACGUGACCAACCUUAAGGGUCAGACGCCCAUUUCUCGACUGGUGGCUCUCUUGGCCCGGGGCCUGGGCACUGAACAAGAAGAGGAGUGCCUGGAACUGCUGUGCAGGGCGGCAGGCCGCUUCGAGAUCCGACGAGCCGACGGUACGCUUCCGAGGGAGCUGAGUAAGGAUCCCCAGCUGCUUGCGAGGCUCACCAACAUGGUAGCUCAGGCGCCCACGCUUCGCUCUCUGGCGCGCUGUGCUGUGCGACAGAGUCUGGGGGUGCAGUUCCUCCCCACUGCUGUGAAGGAGCUUCCUUUACCAGAGACCAUCAAGGAAUAUCUUCUUCUGAGAGACUGAGCCCUGGCUAAUUCAUAUUUUUACAUUUACACUUCUAACACUACUCCUUCAUCGCAUCAUGGUAUUGGAUGACACUUUGUCCAGAAUAUCUUUCAAUUCAAAAUGGCCCAAAUUUGGAAUGGUGCGUUUGCUCAGGUAGAAUCACAUGAGCACUCACGCACCAGGACACUUACAUGAUAUUAUUGCUUUCAAACUCUGUGCACCUAUCAAACGCUAAACACUUGAAACACCUGUCAUAGUCGCUCUCAAAGCACUCAACAAACUCAUGCAUAAAGAGCAUGUAUAUUUGUUGCCGUGCGCAAGUCUUGAUUGUGCCAAAUUGAAAUACGCUUUUAACUGAAAGACAAGUGCUUGUGGAUGUCCGAGAGAAAGAAUCCAGGGAUCAACUGUCUUUUACACUAUGAGGUCAAAUAAAACCAUGAAAUAGGGAACAGAUUGUUAUUUUCUAGUAUCAAAUGUUGUGUUUGAUGUCUGAUGACAUGAUAACUUGCCUGCUGUUACCCUGGACAUUACUUUAAGCAAGGGUGCUGUUGUCAUAGACGAAUGAUUGGGUUUAUUCCCCAUCAGUCACUCUAUUCAUUACUUCCAAAUUAAUUCAUCUAAACACAAACAUUGAUUAAGUAACAUUUUCUCUCUCUAAGCUUUGUACUAUGUAUCUAAGUGUGUUUGUGUUAAACAUUGUGUUGUUGUGCUGCAGAUGUACAAACUAAUCAAUCCUGUUUAUGUUUUCAAUAUAGUUUUUUUGUUGUCGCUUUAAUGAAAGUAAAGGCCUUGGUAAUCUAUGCUUUUCUCCACUCCAUUCUCCCCCAGGAAGCUACAAAUUAUAAAUAAUGAGGUGCGUAUGUUGAAAGCCCAUUUAGAUUGGUCUUCACUGGAAAAAAAAAUACUGUAUACACUUGCCUUUUACAUUUUGGGGUAUUUAUAUUGGGGAAUUAAAUAACCUUUUGCUUCUGGACAGGUGCUAACAGUUUUCCUUAAGUCCUAUAAUAACUUGUAUGGUGUGAUUAAGUGUAAAUGGACAGUAACGGACACGUCAAUUGGGAUAUCCAUCUUUCCCCCAGCUAUCAACUUUUCACUUGCAGGACUUGUUUUUACCAGAACUAGUGUUGCCAAAACAACUUUGUGCAUUGUGUGUACUUCAUGUAUGUGUUCCUGAACAGUCUCACCUGCCAGUCACUGAAAUGCUUGGUGUCGGUGAAUGCGCGGUGUUCUCCUUGCAAGCUCCAUGCAAGCUAAAGCUUUUUCCUUCAGCAAAUGCUCAAGUGCUUGCUCAUUUACAGAGUGUUCCUUUUGAAAUAAACACACGCCCUGUAAGGGUGGAUGUGCUGCCAAAUACUGUACUCGCCAAUUCUUGGGCAUAAGGAAGUAAACAUGUCAGUUGAUCGUUUCUGCACCACUUUCAAAGGCUGGAACUAAUGCAUUAUUGUUAUGAAUUUGGAUUAUUGUUAUACUACAUGUUUUCUUUGCGAAUGAAACAAUACCUGCAA